Morchella sextelata is the source of this 1440-nucleotide messenger RNA. RefSeq lists its product as uncharacterized. Bases 1 to 1440 code for a protein of 479 amino acids. Gene Ontology annotation, molecular function: tRNA adenosine(64)-2'-O-ribosylphosphate transferase activity. NCBI's taxonomy places the organism in Eukaryota, Fungi, Ascomycota, Pezizomycetes, Pezizales, Morchellaceae. Gene Ontology annotation, cellular component: cytoplasm. Gene Ontology annotation, biological process: charged-tRNA amino acid modification. The record is from RefSeq and is a predicted model, not a curated record. The transcript has 5 exons.
AUGGCACCAGACACAGACACAGACACAGACACGCACAAUGACGUCUCUGCCGUCCAUGAAUUCGAAGAGGAGUUCACCUUCACCCCGGCCUCCAUCCCCGCCGCCCUGACCGCCACCUUCGCGCCCAGCUUCGGGUCGCUGGCAAACAGCGUGCGCCGGUCGUCGCGGGGCCUGCGCAACCGGCUGCACAGCAUUGCGCGCGACGCGGCCUUCGUGGAGCGCGUGCGGGCCGCGUACGGCGGUGGUGGUGUGCCGGUGGUGACGAAUGCGCGCGCGGGCGACUGGUAUGUGGAUCCCGAGCGCAGGCAGGGCGGCGUGUAUUUCAAGAGCACGGAUGGGCAUGUGGGGGAGUGGAUGUUUUCGCUGCGGAGGUUGAAUCUGGGGCUGGUGGAGGUGCUGGAGGGGGCGGGCGGGCGUGGAGCAAUUAUCGUGGACUCGACGCGGAGAGGGAAAAGGUUCCCCGACUCCCUCUCAAAAACAAUCCCCAUCUGGAUCGCCGUCAUGAACAAACUCGUCUUCCCCUCGCAGCUCAGCCCCUUCGCGCAGAACCCGCAAGCCGUCUCCGACAGCGAGGCAAGCAGCAUCAACAAGAAGCUACAGGGCUUCGUCGACGACUUCCUCGCACUAGGGCUAGACCUCACACCCAUAAAACGGGUCAUCACGAAACCGCUGAGGCCGAUAUGGAUAACGCCGGACUCACCGCUGCCCGAAUCGCCGCCGGUGUUUGAAGAGUUCAUACCGCUGCUGCUCGUCACGGCCUCGCAGAUGGUGAAGGGCGGCGGCAUCGAGGGCGAGUACAUCCAGGGCGCCGGUGACGACCAUGAAGGGUGGGCGCUUGAAUCCGGCCUCACCCCCGCCCUCUUCUGGGCACACCACAAGCCCCUCCUCGCGGCCCGCAAUGACGACGAGCUGCUAGAGCUCACACACGCCAUUGUCUCUUCCACCACCUCCACAGCCGGGGGCGGAAGCACGCUGGUUAAGCCUACUAGCGACAUCUACAUCGGCGCUGUAGGCUCUGAGGGUAGUGACUCCUACGACAUCAUCAUAAACUGCACCGCCACCCCACUCGCCACCAAGUGCCAGACCAUCCCGUUCCCAGUCCCCGAGGGCAAAAAAGGCACCAAAUUCCUCCGCACAGAGCUUGCAGGCGUGAUGGCGGCGGCGGAGAAGUGCGUGGCGCAGGGGCAGGAGGGGAGGAAGGUGCUGGUGGUGUGUAGCUCUGGGAAUGAGGUUGCGCCGGCGGUGGCGCUGGUGGUGUUGUGUUUGUACUAUGAUGAUGAAGGACGCUUCCGCAGACUGUCGGCGGAGGAGAGGGCGGGCGUGGAUAAAGCGUACAUCAGAAGGCGGCUGGCGUGGAUAUCCGCGUCGAGGGCGGAGGCGAAUCCGGCGAGGGCUGCGCUGAAUGCGGUGAAUUCGUUUUUGAUGGAAAGGCCGGCUUGA